GUUCAGGCCAGGAMAGCUGCGCAGCCGCAGUAGCUCCGCCCUCCUCGACCCACAACACUACUGCUGCAGUUCCUCACAGCGGAUUGAAGCUCCCUGCAGAAAUACUCCAGCUGCCACAGCCUUUCUGUCACUGAGUUCUCGCGUGUCUUAUGCGGCGGAUUAAUUAUCGAAUGACGGUCAAUAUGGAUUAAUAAUCAGAUUAAUGUUUGCAGCAGGAGGACGGCUCUGGACGCCGCUGCUUCCACAUUAGCUCUGCAGCAGCGGCAGCGAUGUUUCCGGCGCUGCGGACGUUGUUCCUCUCAGGUGCUCGGUGCUGGGAUGCCGACAGUGAGCGGUCCUACCAGGACCUGUUCGAUCGCCUCGAUACCAACAAGGAUGGCAAGGUGGACGUGGCCGAGCUGCGAGCGGGCCUCAAGGCGAUGGGAAUAUUCCGCCACGGCGCCGCGCAGAAAAUUGUGUUAACUGGAGACCAAAACAAUGAUGGGUGUUUGGACUUUAACGAGUUCACCAAAUAUCUGAAAGAUCACGAGGUGAAGCUGAGGCUCACAUUCAGAAGUCUGGACAGGAAUGGUGAUGGACGCAUUGAUGCCUCAGAGAUCCAGCAGUCCCUUGCAGAGCUGGGCAUACACAUCUGCAGGGAGGACGCUCAGAAGAUUUUGCAGAGCAUGGACAUCGACGGGUCCAUGAUGGUGGACUGGAACGAGUUCAGAGAACACUUCCUCCUGUACCCUGCCUUCAACCUGGAAGAGAUCAUCCGCUACUGGAAGCACUCCUCGGUGCUGGACAUAGGUGACAGCCUCUCCAUCCCGGAUGAGUUCACCGAGGAGGAGAAGAGCUCAGACGUUUGGUGGAAGCAGCUGGUUGCCGGUGCGGUGGCAGGCGCCGUCUCCCGCACCGGCACCGCCCCGCUGGACAGACUGAAAGUCUUCAUGCAGGUCCAUUCUUCCAAGGUCAACAGGAUCGGUCUCAUUGGAGGCUUCAGGCAGAUGAUCGUGGAGGGGGGUCUGACCUCGCUGUGGAGAGGAAAUGGAAUCAAUGUUUUGAAGAUCGCACCCGAGACGGCCAUCAAGUUCAUGGCUUAUGAACAGUAUAAGAAGUUGCUGUCAUCAGAAGGAAAGAAGAUUGAGACUCAUAAGAGGUUUAUCGCUGGCUCUAUGGCUGGAGCCACAGCACAGACUGCCAUCUACCCAAUGGAGGUACUAAAGACCCGCCUGACCCUGAGGAAAACCGGUCAGUAUGCAGGAAUGUUUGACUGUGCUAAGAAGAUCCUGAGGAAGGAGGGUGUCAUCGCUUUCUAUAAGGGCUACAUUCCAAACCUAAUUGGCAUCAUUCCCUACGCGGGGAUCGACCUAGCUGUUUAUGAGACUCUAAAGAACGCCUGGCUGUCGUAUCACGCCAAAGACUCAGCGAACCCCGGAGUUCUGGUGUUGUUGGGCUGCGGGACCAUCUCCAGUACCUGCGGCCAGCUGGCCAGCUAUCCUCUCGCCCUGAUCCGCACACGGAUGCAAGCGCAAGCGUCUCUGGAUGUGUCAGACCAGCCCUCCAUGAGUUCUCUGUUGAGGACGAUUGUAGCCAAAGAUGGUUUCUUUGGGCUCUACCGUGGCAUUCUGCCAAACUUCAUGAAAGUCAUUCCUGCUGUCAGCAUUAGCUACGUGGUUUACGAGCACAUGAAGACCAGCUUGGGGGUAACAAAAUGAUGACAGCAGACAAUGUAAGAGGAACAUUCUCAGCAUUUAUCAAACUUUAAAAUGCCUGAAAAAAAAAAAGUCCAAAACGACUGACGGACGUCAAACCCACAGAGCAUGACUUCAUGGACUGGAAGGUUGUAUGUUUUUAUAAGUUGCCUGCUGAGUAGUGUUUUAAUCAGAUGUGGUGUGCAUGCUUUAUUUAUUAUCUUAAAGUUGCACAUUACACACUUCCUUUCUUUACACACAAACCAAAAAAAUGCUUGACACAUUUCAGCCGAUAGGCUGUAGUAAAAAAACUGUUUUAUUUAUGAUACUGUUCUUCCUUCUUUUAAGUGUUGUGAAAAAAAGACACUAUUUGUCUCGUUUUUAGUGUAAAGAGGAGACUUAUUUUCUGCAGAGAAGUCUAGAUCUCAUCACAAGCCACGUCUGUCUCAGACUGAGAAAAGAAACACUAUAUCUGCUGAGCUGCGCACUCGGCCACACACUGGAGAUAAAUAAUUUCACACUUUUUGAUUUUGAAGCACCUGCUCUGGAGGAACUUUACACUAUCAGAGGAGCAGCGCUCUGACCAGCAGCUGCCAGCGAAAACAAAACCAGGCCUCAAAAAAUAAAAAAAAUACUUUUUAACACUGGAAGAGCGUGUAUGUGUGUAAAGACACACACAUGUGCAAUGUGAAAACAACUAUUCUUUGUAAUCAUUUCGAUGUGCCUUACAGCCUCUCGAUGCAAACUUUGAAGAUGAGUUUUUAUUAGUUGUAUAUACUGUAUUUAUGUACUGUACAUCUAAAUGUUUUUGCUUAUUUAUUGGACUCGUUGAUUAAAACCGGUUAUUCCUAGACUGAGAUGCCUGCAAAAAUCACAUAUUUUUUGUCAUGUGUGGCUUCUUUUUGACAGACAUACACCUCAGGCUUUUAUUAUUUACAGAUAGCUCAGCGUUUUCUCUUUGUGCUGUCACGUCUUAAAGGAAUUAACUGAACAUUUGAAGCUAUAAAGCGCAAGGAUAAUUUUAUGUACUUUUCAGACAGUUGGUGUAAAAAUUGGACCUCGUAUGCACAUUUCAAACCGCUACAACAAUGUAUGAUUGCCUAUUUAUAAACCGAAGCUAGCAUUUACAUGACAGAAAGCCUGGUUGCAUAAUGCACAUAAUUUUAGACUUGGCAGCUAAUGAGCUCCUGUUCAUUUAAACAAAGUACUUAUGGAAGCUCUAAUGACACGUUAGUCUUUUAAGUUGGGAUCUGUACUUUUUUUACUGAACAUUUUAUUGAUAUACCAGUUAUUUUUUGUUUGUUUUACUUGUCCCUCAAUUAAAUAUGAAACCUGCUUGAGAAAGUUUGAAAUCUGCAUGCACUAUUUGUGUAAUAACUCAUAAUUAUAGCUUGACUUGCAGCUUGAAGACAUGAAAGAGACAAAUGUGGUGCUUUUUAAAUUUCUCUUCUUCAUAAAGAGAGUUUCAAAGUUUGUUUGUGAAAAAAAUAAACAUUUUUGCAAAGCUUUAAAGCCAAAUAUCAA
Molecule: messenger RNA, 3197 nt
Organism: Austrofundulus limnaeus
Lineage: Eukaryota; Metazoa; Chordata; Actinopteri; Cyprinodontiformes; Rivulidae
Product: calcium-binding mitochondrial carrier protein SCaMC-1
Exons: 10
Coding region: 270-1697 (475 amino acids)
Biological process (GO): transmembrane transport
Cellular component (GO): mitochondrial inner membrane
Molecular function (GO): calcium ion binding
Source: RefSeq, a predicted model, not a curated record